AUGCGUCGAGAGUGGAGAAUAAAAAAUGCUGAACGUCGCGGGUUUGAUCUCCAUCAUCGUCUUUUACAUUCUCAUCCUGCUGGUCGGGAUAUGGGCGGGGAGGAAGAAAAACAAGGAGGGAGAUUCCGAGGAGGAACGACCUGGGUUGGAGGAGGUUACAUCAACGGGACGGCAGAGGCCGUCUACACGCAAGGCAUCCUCUGGUGCCAGGCUCCCUUCGGCUACGGCAUCAGCCUCGCCCUCGGUGGGGCGCUGUUCGCGACCAAGAUGAGGGAGGCGGGCUACGUCACGAUGCUGGACCCGUUCCAGCGGACCUUCGGCGAGCGGAUGGGCGGACUCCUCUUCAUCCCCGCCCUGUGCGGAGAAACCUUCUGGUCCGCCGCCAUCUUGGCCGCUCUCGGGACGGCGCUUAGCGUGAUCAUCGACUUGGACAACACGACGUCCGUGAUCUGGCUGUGCAUCCCGUUCGCGUGGAUGCACGAGGCCGUGGGGGACCCGGCGAGCCAGGAUUGGAUCGGGACGGUGGACACCAAAUUCAUUGGGGUCUACAUCGACAGUGGGCUCCUCCUCAUCUUUGGGGGCAUUCCGUGGCAGGUCUACUUCCAAAGGGUGCUCUCCAGCAGGACGGCAUCCAACGCGAAAAUGCUGUCGUACGUGGCAGCGGUCGGCUGCAUCCUGAUGGCCAUUCCGCCCGUCCUCGUCGGCGGACUCGCCAAAGUCGCCGGUGAGGCCCCCGACCUCCUCCACCGCAUCGAAGGCGGGACGACCGCCUGGACGUUUCUCUUUUUCGAACCGGCAGACUGGAACGCGACGGGGUACGAAGACGCCGGGGACGACGGGAGGCUGCUGCCCGAGAACACGAAGAUGGUGCUGCCGCUGGUCCUGCAGCACCUGACGCCCGCGUGGGUCUCGUUCUUCGGGCUGGGUGCCGUGAGCGCGGCGGUCAUGUCCAGCGCGGAUUCUUCCAUUCUCAGUGCCAGCUCCAUGUUCGCUCGCAACGUCUAUAAACUCGUCUUCAGGUCCAAAGCAUCGGAGAAAGAGAUCAUGUGGGUGAUGCGGAUAGCAAUAUUCGCGGUGGGCGGCCUUGCCACCGUCAUGGCCCUCACGGUCUCCAGCAUUUACAGCCUCUGGUACCUCUGCUCGGACCUCGUCUACGUCGUGCUCUUCCCCCAACUCCUGAUGGUCGUCCACUUCCGACGACACUGCAACACCUACGGGAGCCUGUCGGCCUACGUCCUCGGCCUGUUCUUCCGACUCAGCGGGGGAGAGCCCGUGCUCCACCUCGAGCCCUGGAUCCAUUACAUGUACGACGAAGAGACGGAGACCCAACUCUUCCCGUUUCGGACCAUGAGCAUGCUCAUCUCUCUGGUCGCCCUCGUGGUCGUCUCGGCACUGUCCAAGUACCUUUUCGAGUCCGGGGUUUUUCCGCCUCAUUGGGAUAUCUUCAGAUGCAUCGUGGACAUACCCGAGGGUACCGCGCCCAAGGAGCAGGAACCGGCAGAGGGAGACGAGAAAACCGAGCGAGGUCACUGGACGGAUGGAAAGCACGGGGAGACCAACAGCGCGUUCGAAUUAGGGAGCCGAGACAUUCAUGGGAAUUAAGGACGGAUGGGGGGAAUGCGUCUUGCUUCCGAAGAUGAACUCAUCAAGUAAUUUAAUUGAAGCCUCUUCUCAAUUUCUUUAUUUAUUGCUUUCCAUACCCCCCCCCAGGGUUCAGGAAAUUUCGUUUUUUAUCAGUACACCAACCGUAUGAGUUGUCGUUCCAGGGUUUGCGAUCUGACGCAGAAAGCUAAAGGAAAUUAGUUGCUCGUGUCGGCGAGUGGGACUUAUCUAUGAGGAAAGAGAUGGUAUCGAAUCAUCGAAACGUGCUGGCGAAUAUGCAUAAUUUAAAAGGUCAGAU
Molecule: messenger RNA, 1900 nt
Organism: Darwinula stevensoni
Lineage: Eukaryota; Metazoa; Arthropoda; Ostracoda; Podocopida; Darwinulidae
Source: the annotation of a GenBank genome assembly